Molecule: messenger RNA, 1188 nt
Organism: Lycium ferocissimum
Lineage: Eukaryota; Viridiplantae; Streptophyta; Magnoliopsida; Solanales; Solanaceae
Product: protein SLOW GREEN 1, chloroplastic-like
Exons: 1
Coding region: 286-894 (202 amino acids)
Cellular component (GO): chloroplast thylakoid membrane
Molecular function (GO): protein binding
Source: RefSeq, a predicted model, not a curated record
UGAGGUUGUUUUCAUAAACCCUCGGCUCAAAAUCUUAACAACCAACCUUUAAAUGCACUUCUAUUCUCAUUUCUCAAACACACAAUUAUAGCCACCAUUACAGCUACUUCCCUUUUCUUGUCAAGAUUCUAUUUUUACCCCAAACCCGCCUUUGCUUUUUCGCCUUUUUCCUCACAUACUACAGAAACAAAGGUUAAAGAUUCAAACUUUGAUGAGGAAAAUGAAAAGGGUCUUGAAGAGUUAUUGGUAUUGAACCCGAAUGAUGUUAAUGCUCUAAGGAAUUUAAUGGAAAUUCAAAUAAAGAAUCGAAAAGUAGUCGACGCUAUUAAGACAAUUGAUAAGUUGAUAGAGCUAGAGCCAAAUGAGACUGAAUGGCAUUUAUUGAAAUCUCAUUUACAUGUUUACAAUGGGGACCUUGAAUUGGCCAAAAUUGGGUUCACUGAGAUUUUAAAAAAUGACCCUUUUCGCGUCGAGGCUUAUCAUGGGCUAGUGAUGGUGGCGUCGCAAGAAGAGCCAAUUUUGGAGUUGAAAGAAAUAAAGAGAAAAGUUGAAGAGGGGAUCAAGAUGUGUGAAAAGGAGAGUAAAAAGAGUGAGUUGAGGGAUUUUAUGUUUUUGCUUGCACAAAUUUGGGUAAUUGAGAGUAAAUAUGAGGAGGCUUUGAAGGUUUAUAAAGAGUUAGUGAAGGAGGAGCCAAAGGAUUUUAGGCCUUAUUUGUGUCAAGGGAUAAUACAUGCUUUGUUGAGGAAAAAAGACGAGGCAGAGAAGUGUUUCGAGGAGUAUCGGAGAUUAGUACCACAAGAGCAUCCUUAUGCUAGGUAUUUUGAUGAUAAUUUGAUUGCACCAAAGCAUUUUUCACAGAAAGUGGAGAGUGAGAGACAUGGAUCAAAGAAUUAACAAUGUAUGUUUUAGUUUAUUUAUGGUGGUUGCUUGUUAGAUAUUUAGAUUUAUUUUAUCACUUUGGUUUUGGAAUGUAGGUAGUUUUAUUGAGUUGCAGCAAUAAGUUUCAAAUUGAGACACUGAAAAAAAAGCUAGUCGAGGGGAGUGGUGCUCGGGGUUUUAAUUGUGCAGAUGUAUUUAUAGUGGCUUGGUGUACUAAUCAAUUUAAGCAAAUGUGAAAAAAGAGAAUGACAAUUGUAAGUUGUAACUUUGCUUUUUUCUUUUUCCAAAUGAAAUAUAUAGUUGUUCUAU